AGAGAGGAGGGGCUGUCCAAGUAACUUAAUACCUGUCCAAUUCAUGACUUUCUUUUGGGGGGGGGCUGUAACUAGCUCAACUGCCCUGACAAGUGGUGAGGUUAGCACACAUGAGCAGGCAGCGAGAGAGGAGACAGUCAGACAGACAGACAGGGCUCCUUAUCGUCAAGUGCAAGAAAAGAAGAAGAAGGCAACGUAUCCUCCUCCCCACAUGGAAGAAGGAUGGAAGUGAGCCGCGGCUCGCCACCUGCCGUCAGGAGCUCAGAGGCCGAGAUGGGGCCGGAGUGUCCGCCGCCGCCGCAUGAGGGAGUCCCGACGGCCCCGGGGAGCCUUGCCAAUUUGGAUGCCUUCCCGCCACGGGACUUUCGAGGCAAGUUCAAGAAGAUGCGGCACAAGAAGAGGCCCACCAUCCUUGAAACCUCGCCCGUGGGCAAUGGCUACAACAAGCCGCCCCUCCCGCCGGUCUGCAGUCCUCAAGGGGAGAAGGGCCCGACCAUCUCCGUGCCCAUCAGCGUGGACCCGGAGAGCAAACCGGGAGAGUACGUGCUGAAGAGCCUCUUCUCCGCCUUCGCCACCGUGUCGGAGCGCAAGAUCCGCGUCAUCAUGGCGGAGCCGCUGGAAAAGCCGUUGACAAAGUCUCUUCAGAGAGGUGAAGAUCCUCAGUUUGACCAAUUGAUAAGCACCAUGAGCUCCUUGGCCGAGUACUGCCUUCCCUCCAUCCUGCGCACGCUCUUCGACUGGUACAAACGGCAAAACGGCCUGGAGGAGGAGCUGCGCGAGUACCGGCCGAGAGCCAACGCCAAGUCCAGAAACGAUGAGCAGCAGAGGGAUUAUUUACUUGAAAGGAGGGAUUUGGCAAUCGACUUCAUCUUCUCCCUCGCGCUCAUAGAAGUGCUGAAGCAGAUGCCGCUGCACCCCGUACUCGACGGCUCGGUCAACGAGAUCAUCGCCUUAGCCUUUAAGCACUUUCGCUACAAAGAAGGAUAUCACGGUCCCAACACUGGCAACUUGCACACUGUGGCCGACCUUUACGCUGAGGUCAUCGGAGUACUGGCUCAGUCCAAGUUUCCCGCCGUGAAGAAGAAGUUCAUGACGGAGCUGAAGGAGCUGCGGCAGAAAGAGCAGAGUCCAUAUGUAGUCCAGAGUACCAUUAGCCUCAUCAUGGGGCUGAAGUUCUUUCGAAUUAAGAUGUACCCCGUUGAGGAUUUUGAAGCUUCCUUCCAGUUCAUGCAGGAAUGCGCCCGAUACUUCCUGGAGGUUAAGGACAAGGACAUCAAGCACGCAUUGGCUGGGCUCUUUGUUGAAAUUCUGGUUCCUGUUGCGGCAGCGGUGAAGAAUGAGGUGAACGUUCCCUGCCUGAGGAACUUUGUGGACAGCUUGUACGACACAAGCCUGGAGCUGUCGGCCAGAAAGAAGCAUUCGUUGGCUUUUUACCCGCUGGUGACCUGCCUGCUGUGCGUCAGCCAGAAGCAGUUCUUCCUCAACAGGUGGCACAUCUUCCUCAACAAUUGCCUCUCCAAUCUCAAGGUAACGUGUCGAAUACGAUGGGCGGAAGGAAGGUCGCGUGUCGCCAUUCCCCACCCUGUCUUUGCCUCGCAGAGUCGAGACCCCAAGAUGGCUCGCGUGGCGCUGGAGUCUCUCUAUCGCCUGCUGUGGGUCUACGUGAUCAGGAUCAAGUGCGAGAGCAACACUGCCACGCAAAGUCGCCUCAACACGGUCGUGGGCACGCUUUUCCCCAAAGGAUCCCGCAGCGUGGUGCCCAGAGACAUGCCUCUCAACAUCUUUGUCAAAAUCAUCCAGUUUAUCGCACAGGAAAGACUUGAUUUUGCCAUGAAAGAAAUUAUUUUUGAUCUCCUGUGUGUGGCGAAACCCGCAAAAGCCUUCGGUCUUAAUCCGGAGAGAAUGAAUAUCGGUCUGAGAGCCUUCCUGGUGGUGGCCGACCGACUUCAGCAGAAGGACGGCGAGCCUCCCAUGCCCAACACCGGUUGCACUUUACCUUCAGGGAACACGCUACGAGUGAAGAAGACCUACCUGAGCAAAACGCUCACGGUGGAGGAGGCCAAAGUCAUCGGCAUGUCGCAGUAUUACUACCCCGUGCGAAAGGCCUUUGACAACAUCCUGAGACACCUGGACAAGGAGGUGGGACGCUGCAUGAUGAUGACCAACGCUCAGAUGUUCAACAAAGAGCCCGAGGACAUGAUCACGGGUGAAAGGAAGGCCAAGAUUGAUCUGUUCAGGACGUGCGUGGCAGCCAUUCCUCGCUUGAUGCCCGACGGGAUGUCAAAGACUGAGCUCAUAGACCUGCUCUCCCGACUGACAAUCCACAUGGACGACGAGCUCCGACUCAUCGCUCAGAACUCUUUGCAAAGUCUGUUGGUGGACUUCUCGGACUGGCGGGACGACGUGCUGUUCGGGUUGGCCGGCUUCGUGCUGCGCGAGGUCCACGACAGCCAGCGGGGGCUGUUGGACGCCUCGCUCAAGCUGCUGCUCCAGCUGCUCGCCCAGUGGAAAGCGACGGCGGCGGCGGGGAGGAGCUACGACACGGCGAAGGUGCACACUGCCGAGCCGGCGCAGACGAGCUCCAACGUGAAGACGGCGGCCGAGCGCGGCCCCCACGCCGCUGUGUUGCACGCCGUGGAGGGUCUGGCCCUCGUGCUGCUCUGCUCCUGCCAGCUCAGCACUCGAAGGCUCGCCGUCGCCGUCCUCAAGGAGAUCCGCGGCCUCUUCGCCGCGCUCGGGCAGUCUGAGGACGACGAUAAACCGGUCAUUGAGGUCAUGGACCAGCUCGGCCCCGUCAUCGUCGACAGCUUUGUCAACGUUGUCGUCUCUGAUGCGGCCAACACAUGCGCCGGCCCCCAGGCGGACCUCCAGUGGCUCGCCGAGUGGAACGCCCGGCUGGUCAGCAGCCACUACGACAUCGGCAGCCCGUCGCACGUGUGGAUCUUGGCGCAGUCGGUGAAGGAGCCGUGGGUGCUGUGUCUGUACAGCCUGCUGAGACAGGAGCACCUGCCCAAGCACUGCCCCGCCGCUCUGGGCUACGCGUGGCCCUACGCCUUCGCUCGGGCGCAGAUGCUCAUGCCGCUGAUCGAUCCCAAUAACCCGGCAAACGCAAAGAAGACGGGCAGCACCUCGGGCAGCGCGGACAACUACGUGACCCUGUGGAGGAACUACUUGAUCCUUUGCUUCGGGGUGGCCAAGCCCAGCGUGAUGAGCGCCGGUCACCUGAGAGCGUCGACAUCCGAGAUGGCCGCGGCCACGCCCGAAAGCGCCGCCGGCUGCGACAAGGGCAUCCCAGGCUGCCCAUCGGUGGCUUGGCUCCUCAAGCAGUUGGUUCCCCUCAUGCGGUCGGAGAGCGCGGAGCUGACCGAGGCCUUAGUUCUGGGCUUUGGCCGCACCAACUCCCUGGCCUUCAGGGAACUUGUGGAGGAGCUGCAUCCGCUCAUGAAGGAAGCACUGGAAAGAAGACCUGAGAACAAGAAGCGGCGUGAGCGCCGGGACCUUCUGCGACUUCAACUGUUGCGCAUCUUUGAGCUGCUGGCAGACGCGGGCGUCAUCAGUGACAGUACAAACGGGGCUCUGGAGCGUGACACUCUGGCCCUGGGCGCCCUCUUCCUGGAGUACGUGGACCUGACGCGGACGCUCCUGGAAGGCGAGAACGACAAAGACGCCGAGAUCCUCAAGGACAUUCGAAUUCACUUCAGCGCCAUGGUGGCCAACCUCAUACAGUGUGUGCCAGUGCACUACAGGCGCUUCCUGUUUCCGCAGCAGAGCCUCCGACAUCAUCUCUUCAUCCUCUUCAGUCAGUGGGCGGGGCCCUUCAGCAUCAUGUUCACUCCCUUGGAGCGCUACAGUGACAGAAAUCACCAGAUCACGCGCUACCAAUACUGCGCCUUGAAGGCCAUGUCUGCCGUGUUGUGCUGCGGCCCGGUCUUCGACAACGUGGGCCUCUCCCCGGACGGCUACCUCUACAAGUGGCUGGACAACAUCCUAGCCUGCCAAGACCAGCGGGUCCACCAGCUGGGAUGCGAGGUGGUCAUCCUGCUCCUGGAGCUCAACGCCGAGCAGGUCAACCUGUUCAACUGGGCCGUGGAUCGCUGCUAUACGGGCUCCUACCGGCUGGCCUCGGGUUGCUUCGAAGCCAUCGCGGCCGUGUGUGGCAGCAGAAACUACCCAAGCGAUAUGGUGCCGCUGCUCAAUCUGGUUCUCUUCAAGGCGUCCGACGCCGACAGAGAGAUGAAUGAGAUCUCCAUGCAACUGAUGCAGAUUCUCGAGGCCAGGCUGCUGGUGUACUCCAAGAAGUUGGCUGGGCGGAAGCCCAACGGCGUCCUUCACGGCACUCACGCGCCGUUGCCGCCCCUCUACAGCCUCUCCCUCCCUCAGCUCUCCGGCCACUUGGCCAGAAUGUACCCCGAACUCACCCUCCCUCUUUUCUCAGAGGUUAGCCAGAGGUUCCCGACGACCCACCCCAACGGGAGACAGAUCAUGCUGACUUAUCUCCUACCCUGGCUCAGCAACAUGGAGCUGGUAGAUAGCGGCCAGCCGCUCCCGACCUCCGCGCCGUCUUCCUCCGACUACGACACCUUUACGAGAGGGCGCGCCUCCGCCCGGCAACAUCUGAGCGGCACCGGCUGGGGCUCCUUGCAAGCCACGUCCAUGGUGCUCAACAACCUCAUGUACAUGACGGCCAAGUAUGGAGAUGAUUUACCAGGAUCUGAAAUGGAAAAUGCCUGGAAUGCUUUGGUGUGCAACGAAAAGUGGAGUCACAACCUGCGAACGGCGCUGCAGUUUCUCAUCAGCUUAUGCGGCGUCAGCAGCGACACCUCCCUCCUGCCAUUCAUCAAGAAGGUGGUGAUCUACCUCUGUCGGAACAACACCAUGGAAACCAUGCAAGAGUUGGUUUUGGAGUUGCAGCAGACAGACCCGGUCAACCCGGUGGUGCAGCACUCCGACAGCCCGCCCUUUUAUCGCUUCACGGCCACCAGCAAGCCCGUCGCAGGCAACACGCCGUCAGGAACCACAUCCAGUCCCAAUACCGUGGUGGCAGGACAGGAGAGCUUCACAGAUGCAGAUGAACGCAAGUCAAAGGACAACGAAGAGAGGCUUAGUCAUGCCAUGCAAGCUCACCACCGCCUGGACUCUCGCUACAGCAACAGCUCGGGAGGAUCGUACGAUGAAGACAGGUGUGAACCUCUUCCCCCUUAUGCUGACUGGUUGAUGGGCGUGCUUGAAAGCAACCAUCCCCAUCCUCUCCCCAUGCCUCUCAACGGCGGCUGCUGGGCUCCUCUGGUGGACUUCCUGCCCGAAACCCUCACCCCGAGAGGGCCUCUACACAGGUGUAAUAUAGCAGUCAUAUUCAUGACAGAGAUGGUGGUGGACCACAGCGUGAGGGAAGACUGGGCCUUGCACCUCCCGUUGCUGCUGCACGCCUUAUUUUUGGGCAUGGACCACUACCGUCCGGAGGUACAUGAGCACUGCAAGCAUCUCCUCCUCCACCUGCUCAUGGCGCUGUCCUGCCGCCGCAACUUCCAGGCCGUCGCUUCGGUGCUGCUGCGGACGCGCCGGAUCAACGGAGCCAAGACCCUCACUCGCCAGCCCGCCUUUCAGCCCGAGUUCAUGACAUCAGGAGCUUUGGACUUUCUGAGGGAGGCUCAGGCGUCUCCCGUGCCGGACUCCGGCCUAAGUUCCUCCUCCACGUCGUCCAGUCUGAGCCUGGGGGAGAGCGCCGGCAACCUGCCCGAGAUCUCGGACGAGCCGGCGGCCGACGAGAAGACCGGCAAGCUCAUUGAGUUUUUAACCACCAGAGCAUGCGGGCCGCUGUGGUGCCACGAAGACAUCUCACCCAAGAGUCACCUUUCCAAAAGUACAGUCCAGCUGACAAACCUCUUGCGCCACGUCGUAUCCGUGCUCAAAGAACCCGACUCUCAGCUGGAGCGGCAGCUGAGCGACGUGGCCCUGCACACGGCGCUGCGCAGUUCCUCACGUCACUACGCCGGACGCUCCUUCCAAGUGUUCCGAGCGUUGCGCCAGCCAGUCCACGCGCACGCCGUCUCCGACUUGCUCUCCCGGCUGGUGGAGGUCGUCGGGGAACACGGAGAGGAGGUGCAGGGCUACGUGAUGGAAGUUUUACUCACGCUGGAGUCUGUGGCGGACAACUUGGCCGAGUGCCUCAAGAAUAACGAACUGGUGGCCAUCUUGACCAGAGCCUCAUCUCCGGAUCGCCUCACCACGCUGAACCUGAUGUCCGACAGGAAGAGCACAGGCCAGCUCAACAGCCGACAUCAGAGGAGCUCCUCCGUGCCUAAGAAGUUCGGCGAAGCCGACAGGUGGUCGGACAGGUGGUCGGACCCGCCUCGCAGCGCCACACUGGACCGCAUCCAAGCGUGCGAGCAGCAGCUGCCGGCGGGCAAAACCCGCAGCCCGCCGUCGUCCAAGGACAACGUGUCGGACCCGGCCGACGUCAACCACCCCGGCAACCUGCUGGCCACCGUCUUCUGGGCGGCCGUGUCGCUGAUGGAGUCCGACUUUGAGUUUGAGUACCAGAUGUCGCUGAGGCUGCUGGACAAGCUGCUGGGCCGCAUGUCGCUGGAGAAGCGGGAGUACCGCGACAGGCUGGAGAAGCUGCAGGAGCAGCUGCAGUGGAGCAGCUUCACGGGGCUCCAGCAGCUGCUGCUCAAGGGCUUCACGUCGGCUGCCACCGUCGACCUCACGCUCAAGCUCUUCUGGCAGCUCACGCCCGUUUCGCGGGUGUCCGUGGUGGACACCUCGCAAGCUAUCGGUUUCCCCUUGAACGUCCUCUGCCUGCUCCCGCACCUUGUGCAGAAUUUCGACGGCCCCACGCUCUUCUGUCAGGAAGUGGCCGAAAGGAUCGCACAGGUGUGCCUGGAGGAGAAGAACGACAAGCUCUCCAACCUGGCCCACGUCAUGACGCUUUACAAGACGCGCUCGUACACCCGCAACUGCUUCUCCUGGGUCAACGUGGUGUGCAGGUACCUGCACGAGGCCUUCUCGGACAUCGCGCUCAGCCUGGUCACCUACAUGGCGGAGCUGCUGGAGAAAGGUCUCCCCAGUAUGCAGCAGACCAUUUUACAAAUCAUCUACAGUCUGCUGAGUCACAUGGACCUGAGUGGCAUUCAAGCCAAACCUUUCAACAUGGAAGUGCUCAGGACCAUAGAGAAAUUUGCUCAGACGGCCCACUGGAGGGAAGCGCUGAACAUCCUUAAGCUGGUGGUGAGUCGCUCGGCCAGUCUGGCGCAGCCUUCCGGCGACCUCUCCUACGAGGACAUCAGCCGCGUGUGGGAGCGCUCGUCCAAGGCCUUGCCUGGGAAAACGCUGGAUUUCCACUUUGACAUAUCCGAGACGCCAGUGAUUGGUCGGCGCCACGACGACCUGCGCGCCUCCCCGGGCCGCGACGGCAAGAGUCGAAUCGCGGCGGUGACCCGCAGCACCUCCUCCUCAUCCAGCUCUCUGGGCUCCACGUCCAACAACGUCCUGGUGCCGGUCAGCUGGAAGAGGCCUCAAUCUUCCCAGAAAAGAACCAGAGAGAAACUUGUCCAUGUUUUGUCUUUGUGCGGGCAGAAAGUGGGUCUCACAAAGAACACUUCGGUGAUUUUCUCCAGCUGCGGCGAGCUGGACCUCGCCGAGCACCGGCCCAGCCCGGCGUCAUCCGAAGACGGAACCCGAGAAGCCGACACGACGGACGACACCGCCUCGGAGCAGCAGUUUCGAGUCUUCCGGGACUUUGACUUCCUGGAUGUGGAGCUCGAAGACGGAGAGGAGUUGCUGGGUGAGACGGUGGACAAUUUCAACUGGGGCGUGCGCCGCCACUCGGCCGACAGCCUGGACCGGAGCGGCCCGGGCGGCGCCCUGGAGGAGAGCCAACUGUCGGGCAGCACGCCCAGCCUGAGCCGCGUCCUCGCCGGCGAGGACGACUCGGACGACUUCUCCGAGGAGGAGUCCCUCUCGGCCGCCCAGGCCGCCAGUCUCCCCCCAAGCGCGGAGAUCCAAAAGAUGGAUUCUCCCUCCUUUUGCAACUCCACGCCACCCGGCGGCAAAAAUCCCUCUUUUGAGCUCCAGCUGCCGAAGGACUCGAAACAGCGGUUCUUCCAAGCGGAUGAAGACGCAAACGAGGAGGACGCGUCGCUCUCCAUCAGCUGCCUCCCUCCCGACUUUGACGACGCUUUGGAAGUCACGCACCCUUUCUACAAAGACAUCCACGGCUGCUUGCCCAGCCUCGCAGAGGAGGAGGGAGACGACGGCGCGCCGGAGUCGGACUCUUCGCCGCCCCCCUCGCCCUUCUUCUCCGCCAUCCUGGCGGCGUUCCAGCCGGCGGCGUGCGACGACGCCGAGGAAGCCUGGCGCGCGCAUCUGAGCCAGCUGGCGUCCGACUCGGACGGCUCCUGCGCCGUCUACACCUUCCACGUCUUCUGCUGCCUCUUCCAGAGCAUCCAGAGCAAAUGUAGCUCUCUGACCUCCGACGCUGUGAGUUACCUCAAUGACGGCCUGAAAGGACUAGGAGCAAAGUUCCUCAGGUCCUCUCAAAUGCUGACCACCUGCGCCGAGUGCCCCUUGUUGCUUAUCGACGCCGACACGGUCAUGUCCUACGGACUCCUGGAGAAAAUGAAAUUCAGCGUGCUGGAGCUGCAAGAGUAUCUGGAUACGUACAACAGCAAAAAGGAAGCCACUGUCACGUGGCUGAGCAGCUGUAAGGCCGCCUUUCUCCAAAGUCCCGACAGCACAGCCAGCGCACGGGAGCAAAAGCAACUGGAGCUGUGUCAGAGACUCUACAAACUCCACUUCCAACUCUUACUGCUGUUUCAGUCGUACACCAAGCUGGUUGAGCAGGUCUACGCAGUCAGCUCCCAUCCCAAACUAAGCAACAUGUCCCAAGAGCUGAGCGACUUGAGGAGCCACCUCAAAGCGGCGUGGGUGGAAGAUGACCAAAGAGCGUGCGGUGAGCCGUCCACCUUUAGCACGGCCGAGGCGGCUGUGCAGGCCAUCCUGGAAGUUCUCAAGAGCGACGGCUUUGCCUCGGCCAUUUGCUACAUUCGGGAGUGCAGAACAUCUUGGCCCAAAGACAUCUUCGGCGGCCCCUCGGAAGACGAGAUCCAGACGCUGCUCAACAUUUACUUCCGCCACCAGACGCUGGGCCGCACGGGCACGUUGGCUCUGGUGGGCUGCAAGCGGGACCUGAGCGACGUCUCGGCCCAGCUGACCCAGCUCAACGGCGAGAUGCGCGACGUGAUGAGCCGGACGCGGGGCCACCGGCCCGUCGUCGCCUUCCUGCCCGACGCCAAGGUGUCGGGCUCCACCCUGUGACCGCCACGCGCUCGCCAGCUUUUCUUGCACUGCUAACACGCCAUUCACAGGCAAGUGCGCCCGGAAAGUAUUCGUACAAAUCUUUAGUCGCGGCCUUUUUCCAAAAUACAAUCAAUGAAUUCCCUUUUCCCCUCAGAAUUCCAAACAAGGAAUUUGUUUGCAAACGUAUUCAAAAUAAAUGUUAAAUGGCACAAGAUCCCAAUGUGACAUUAAUUCAUUUAAAAAUGCAUAUCGUCCAUAAAUGUCCACAAUUACCAACAGUCUUUGCUCAAGACUUUUCGAUGCACCUUUAACAGCCAUUACGGUCUGAAAUCUUCUUGGCACGUCGAUUUUCCCCUUUGGUCUUGGCAACGCGGUAAAUACUUUCCAGACGCACAGCCGCACGCUAAAUGGAAAUAACAUACCAAAGCUUUGCAAUUCAUCUUAAAGGGAAUUGUGCAAUGAUCUUCCACACACGUGGAUUUUUUUACUGUGCAGUAAAGAAUGUAUCUGAGAGGGAAAUGUAAUAAAGGAGGAUGUGUUACUUAGUAGUGUGCGUGUGUGUGUGUGCAUGUGAGUGUGUGUUUGUGUGCGUGCGUGCGUGUGUGUGUGUGUGUGGGGGGGGGGAUUCUGGCAGACAUUUUAGAUGAGAAUUUUUGGACGCCAAUUUCAAUCGACUGCCGUCAAACUACUUUGAAAUGCUGCAGAUCUACUGUAACACUAUGAGUACUCCCAAAAAAAAAUAAUAGUGUUUUGUACGCGGAAUAGCUUUUUAGCAAAUGACAUGAUUUCUAUUUAAGGAACCCUAACCUUAUUUUUCGAGCCUGUCACACACACUUGCAAAUCUUAGUCUGUUAAUGAACAAAUUUAUUUUCAAUGAAUAACUGUACAUAGCGCCUUUGGAACUUUAUUGAGUCUAUUUUUAUCAACUUGCAAUGUGAUUUGCAUACUAUAGGGAGUAGAGGAGAUACAUAUUUUUAAAGCUGUAGUAGCACUGGUAGUUGGAUUUUGUAAAUAGUCUUUGCCUUUGCCAUGAACUGAAAAUGGUGUGUACACUUAUGUCACAAUAAAAAAUAUCAAAUG
Molecule: messenger RNA, 10377 nt
Organism: Syngnathus acus (greater pipefish)
Lineage: Eukaryota; Metazoa; Chordata; Actinopteri; Syngnathiformes; Syngnathidae
Product: protein furry homolog
Exons: 61
Coding region: 223-9315 (3030 amino acids)
Biological process (GO): cell morphogenesis; neuron projection development
Cellular component (GO): site of polarized growth; cell cortex
Source: RefSeq, a predicted model, not a curated record